Messenger RNA from Oncorhynchus tshawytscha (Chinook salmon), 1532 nucleotides. RefSeq names its product small ubiquitin-related modifier 1. The transcript has 5 exons. Gene Ontology annotation, molecular function: protein tag activity; ubiquitin-like protein ligase binding. Bases 138 to 443 code for a protein of 101 amino acids. NCBI's taxonomy places the organism in Eukaryota, Metazoa, Chordata, Actinopteri, Salmoniformes, Salmonidae. Gene Ontology annotation, cellular component: nucleus; PML body. The record is from RefSeq and is a predicted model, not a curated record. Gene Ontology annotation, biological process: protein sumoylation.
AAGAACCAGAACUAUUCACUUUCCGGGUCAGUUUAUUAAUGGUACCUGCUUCUCAAAACAGCAAGAAUCCCGAGGCAGUGUAUACAAUUUGAACAAAACGUUUUGUGAAAUAAAAUAGACAUCACAAGAAAAAUACCAUGUCAGACACGGAGACAAAACCCUCAAGUGGAGAUGGAAGUGAGAAGAAGGAUGGAGAGUACAUUAAACUGAAGGUGAUUGGUCAGGACAACAGCGAAAUUCACUUCAAAGUGAAGAUGACAACACAUCUAAAGAAGCUAAAGGAAUCUUACAGUCAAAGACAGGGUGUACCAAUGAACACCCUAAGGUUUCUUUUUGAAGGACAGAGAAUCUCAGACAACCAAACCCCCAAAGAGCUUGGAAUGGAAGAUGAGGAUGUCAUUGAAGUGUAUCAGGAACAGACCGGUGGACUUUGGAAUGAUUAGACUUGCUGUAUUUUUUUUCCUCAUUUAGAAUUUUGUAUGUAUUUUGCUUUUGAGCUUUGCACCAUCUGGAUCACACACUCUAUUGGGGCUUCCAUGUGCGAGGGCACAAAGAACGACUGUGUUAGAAUGGAUAGACGAUCUGUUCUUUCUCCUUUUAAACACCUCGCACAGUCAUUUCUUCUCCCUUCCUUUACAAUGCAGGUAACAUUGUAGUGCAGACAGCGUCAUAGCUGAAUGUCCCCCUAUUGAGAUAGAGAACACGCAUACAAUGACUGGUUUUCUCUAGACUCUGCUACACACGCCUCUUUCGCACCUAAAGUUUGAAUAUACCACCUCUGAAUGCUAAAGCAUUGUUUUGAAUCUUUAACUAUCCCACAUUUCCUACCAAUGAUGGAUAUGGUCUAAUGAUAUUUAAAAUAUGAAAUGUUUUUAUGAUCAGGAUGUAUAUUUUUGCAUCCAGUAUUUGUGUGUAAUAAUUAGUCUGUCCGUGGUCAGGGUUCCCCAACUGGCAGGCUGAAUUUGGCCCGCAUGUGAUUAUUUGCCCACGGGCCAAAAACAAUAUUUUUAAUUGUUGGACAUAAGACUGUAAAAACACCAGCGAACCUGCUACAAGUGAUUUUAAUUUUGGAUAUUUGUUUCAAAAAGAGAGCUGUGAUCAUAUACACAUGUAAGCAAGGCUUGAAAUUAUGUUUCAGUCAAAUAUAUAUCUGUUUGGGCUUCUUGGGGUCAAUUUGCAGUCUACAAAUUAUUUGUAAUUAUGUUCUGGCCCCCUGACCACCCGUUCAAGAAAAAAAUCAGCCCAUGGCUGAAUCUAGUUGAUUCCUUUCCUAGGUGUUCUUUUUUAUUUCUAUUUGAAUUAUGUUUAAGUUCAGAUAAUUUCAAGGGGUUAAAGUUUCUGUUUAAUCUCUGGCUUCUUCUUGGAUUUAAAUGUUUGUUUCCUUUUUUUAUCAAGAUAAUCUUGCUGUAUUGAACCACAACAGUAGCCACACAGAAAUGUCAAUGCAACAAAUGACUCCUUUAUGGAGGCUUUGAUCCGGAUGGUUUGAAGCAGAUCAUUUUUCUUUUUUUGAAUAAAAUGUUUAACAAAAA